This is a messenger RNA of Adineta steineri, 1632 nucleotides long. The record is from the annotation of a GenBank genome assembly. NCBI's taxonomy places the organism in Eukaryota, Metazoa, Rotifera, Eurotatoria, Adinetida, Adinetidae.
AUGAAUGGACCAUUAUCAGUUAUUAAUUAUCCAAUAAAUGAACAAAUUAUUGGAAAAUUUCAUGUAACUCCAAUUGAUAAAUUACAAGUAAAUCAUGUUGAAACUAUUCCACAAACAUCAUCGAUUGCGGAUGAAACAGGAUGUACAUCACGUUUUCAAAUGAUUCGUGUUGAUAGAAACUUUGGACGUGGAAGAUGGAAAGUUAAUGAUUAUGAACCACCUGAAAAUAUUACAUCUUCAAUUAUACCAGUGAAUACAAUUGAAAAUGAAUCAUUUAAUAAUUUAAUAAUUUCAAAUGUACCUACUACAAACAUUCCAAAUAUACCAUCAGUUGUUAAUGGAGAUUUAGCCACAACUUCAUCUACUACACUUGCGUCAGCCGCUGUUGCUGCAGCUGCAACUGCAUUUCAACACCAACAACAACUAAUGGCACUAAAUAAUACACCAACUUUAGUACCAGUAACUAACGUUCCAUCUCAAGCUGGACUUGUUCAUCCUUAUCAUUCACCAGCACUAGCUAAUCGAUCUUAUCUCUUGUCGAAUCAUCAUCCACAAUUCGGUUAUUAUCCAUUCUAUCCAUCACCUUAUUCCCCUUAUGCAGCUUCAUGGGCAGCUGCUAUGGCUGCUUCGAAUCCUUAUUUAUCAUCUACACAAAUGAUACCACCAUCACAGCAAGCACCUCUUAAUGAUUUUCCUCGACCUACAGAUCCAACUUCGGAUAUGAAUGGUGAUAAUACAGUUUUUUUAUACGGUGAUCCACAUUAUCAUUCAUCACUUGUUCUACCAACAUCAUCACCCUAUGCAACUAUACCAUCCUAUCAUCCAAUGCAACAUCCACCAAUCCAUACACUAUUACCCAUUCCAGCAUCUCACACUAUUCCAAAUAAUACAAAUGAUACACAACAAACAUCUAUACUUACUACACCAAAAGGUAGUUUACAACAAACAGCAUUAAUAACUACACCAAAGCCUUUAGUUAAUGGUAUUAAUAAUGAUCCAUUAAAAACUCCACAUGUCAAUGGUUGUCUAGCUACAUUAGCUAAUACAAAUAAUUCAAACCCAUCAUUAAGCAAUAUUUUGAAAUAUGCAACAACAGGUUCACCAUUAAAUCUAACUCAAACAGCACAAACAGCAGCAGCUACAGCUGUUGCUGCAAUGGGUUUAUUAAAUAAUGAAAAUAGUCAAAAUAAUGAAAUAGCUAAUGAAAUUCUUAAAGGAAUUUUAAUAACACCAGCAAAAGAAAAAAGCUUAUUAGAUGAAAGUACUUGUUAUAGUUUAGCACGACAGCUCAGUACGGCUGGUAUUGAUAACAAAAUUUCAGCUGCUAUGGAUCUUGUUAAAAUGCAUUUGUUAUCGGCUGUUCGUGAAGAAGUAACAGAGUUACGACAACAAAUUCAAAAACUUAAUGAAAAAAUCAAUAGUAUUGAAUGUGAAAAUACAUUACUUCGUCAACAUGUACCCAGUGAAAUUUAUGCUCAAUAUAUUUCAACAUUAACGAAUUCAUCUUCUUCAAAUGAUUCAACAAUGAUUACUACAACACCUUCAAUUCCAUCGUCUUUAAAACGACAUUCAAUAUCAAUAACUGAUAAUAUACAAAUACCUCUAUUAACUAUGAAAUCUACUCCAACUUAA